UUAAUUUAGGCGCGGCCGGGACGCCGGCCUCACUCUGGACUCUGGACGGAGGCGCAGCGCGGCGGGCUCGGUCUCGCCAUGGCCACGGAGGGGACGCUGGGGCGGCCGCGCCGGAGCCGGGCAGGCGGGCGACGCAGACGAUCAUCUCUGCCCGAUUCAUGCACAGUACCUUUGGCCUUUGUUUGCUCUCACAUCUGAUGUGGCCUCUGUUUUGGGUCACAUGUGAAACUCACCUGUACCUCAAAUAGGAAGGUCACAUUGUCUCUUCUGUGACAAGUAGAAGUCACCAGGAAUUGAACUCAGGACCUUGUGCUUGCCAUGCAGAUGGUCUGGUGAUGCAGGACCCUGCUCGGCGGUAGCAAUGCAGACCCCCUUCCUGUGCCUGGAUCUCAAGUCUGCAUGUGAACCAGGACACAGGGAAGCAGGAAGCAAACCUGGUGCAUCCAAGAGCACCGAGUCUGGGUAGGACUGGGCGGUGAUGCUGCCUCUGCCCGGCUCUGGAGCCCAGCUGCAGUGACGCCACUGAUGUGCCCGGCUCUGGCACCUUCCUUCCAUCUGUGCUAAAUGGCACAGCGUUGGAUCAGCACACCUGGAGAGAAAGGUGUGAGCAGCAAAGCCCAUGGCUACGUUCCCCUGCCAGCUAUGCGGCAAGACAUUCCUCACCCUGGAGAAGUUCACUAUCCACAAUUAUUCUCACUCCAGGGAGCGGCCGUUCAAGUGCUCGCAGACUGACUGUGGCAAAGCCUUUGUGUCCAGAUACAAACUGAUGAGGCACAUGGCUACCCACUCUCCCCAGAAAUCUCACCAGUGCGCCCACUGUGAGAAGACGUUCAACCGGAAAGACCACCUGAAGAACCACCUCCAGACCCACGACCCCAACAAGAUGGCCUUCGGGUGCGAGGAGUGUGGCAAGAAGUACAACACCAUGCUGGGCUACAAGCGGCACCUGGCGCUGCACGCGGCCAGCAGCGGGGACCUCACCUGUGGCGUCUGCGCCCUGGAGCUGGGGAGCACGGAGGUGCUGCUGGACCACCUGAAAUCCCACGCGGAGGAAAAGCCACCCAGCGGGGCCAAGGAGAAGAAGCACCAGUGCGACCACUGCGAGAGGUGCUUCUACACCCGGAAGGACGUGCGGCGCCACCUGGUGGUGCACACGGGCUGCAAGGACUUCCUGUGCCAGUUCUGCGCGCAGAGGUUCGGGCGCAAGGACCACCUCACCCGGCACACGAAGAAGACGCACUCGCAGGAGCUGAUGAAGGAGAGCCUGCAGGGCGGGGACCUCCUGAGCCCCUUCCAUCCAGGCUCGCCCUCCUUCCCGCUGAAGGCCGCGCCCCUGUCUCCCUACCCUCUAGGGCCCCCUGCCCAGAACGGGCUUGCAGCCGGCCUGCCCACCGAACCGCAGAGCCUGCCCCUGAGUCCCCCGGAGCCGAGCGCCCCGUCCGUGCCGCCGCCGCCGCCCCCGCCCCCGCCCCCGCCCCCGCCCCCGCCGCUGCCGGAUCCCCUGGCCGCCCUGCACCCCGCGGUGGCCCCCAGCUCCCCUCCCCCGACCCUACCAGGUCACAAGUACAACGCCGGUUCUACCUCAUACCCCGCCCUGGCGAGCCUGCCCCUCAAAGCAGAUGCUAAAGGGUUUUGCAAUGUCAAUUUGUUCGAGGACUUGCCGCUGCAAGAGCCUCAGUCACCUCACAAGCUGCACCCCGGCUUCGAGCUGGCCAAGGCCGGGCCUGGGAAGGUCAGUCUGCACAAGGAGCUGCCCGCGGAGGCCGUGAACCUGGCCAUCCCAGCCUCGCUGGACCUUUCCUCCCUGCUGGGCUUCUGGCAGCUGCCGCCUCCCACGCAGGGCGCCUUCGGCACCGGCCCGCUGGGCCUGGGGCCCGCGGAGCCUCUGCCCCACCGGCUCAGCUGCCUGGGGCAGCAGCAGCAGCAAGAGCCCCCCUUGGCCGUGGGCGCCGUGAGCCUGGGCCAGCUGCCGCUGCCCCCCAUCCCGCACGUGUUCGCGGCCGGCACCAGCACCGCCAUCCUGCCUCACUUCCACCACGCCUUCAGAUGAUGAACUGGGUUUUAGAAGCGUUGUUGGGUUGGUUGGUUGGUUUGUUGGGGGGGGGGUCUUACUCUGGAAGCUGUUUUCAGAAGCAUUUUAAUUAAACAUCAUUUGUAAUACAAAGGGAGAUUUGGGACUAGGACUGUGGCUGAUGUGGUGAUGUCUGACUUGAGAAAAUUCUCCAACUGCAUGUGUUGUGCCAAUCUGUCCUGAGUGUUCAAGCUUUGUACCAAAUUUAACAAGCCCGUGUUCUUUAAUUGAACUGCAAACACUGUCAUAAACAACAUCCAAACCCACGGCUGCUAUGUGUAUGUGUUUGGUCAUAUUGAAUUUAACUGUAAGCCAUGAUUAUAAUGAUGUUAACCGAAUAAUUCCAUGUGGCGCCGCCUAGUAAGGGAACCAUGGAAGCGUUUGUGGGUUUCUCCACGUUGGGAGACGUUUUAAAAAUGAGAAUAUAACCUUUAUAUGGCAUAUUAUGACUAGGCCGUGUAUUUCUUUUCAGGGACUCUUCUGCCUUCAGGGUGGGAUGUAGUUUAGUUACUAUUACCAUAGCCAACCUGCAGUUUACAGACACAGCUGUUGGCGGGACAAUUGAUUUCUCCAUUUUAAAAAAGCGCGUUUUAAAUGUAGUUCGAAUAUUUUCCACAUGAUGCUGCAAUGUGAGUUCUCACUUCAUUUAUCUGAAAGACAAAACCGAUGUCAGUUACAUCUGACAGAAAAAAUCACUGUGUAACCAGGUAAAGUGGUAAAAUAAUCCAGGCGUCAGUCAAAGGCAUUGUGCUGACUAUAAUACUGAUUAUAUUUUUAACAGGAAUUUAAGAGAAUAUUACUGGAAUUAAAUAUAUAUAUAUAUUAAACAGGAAUUUUCUUUGCCUAGCUUAACUACUCAAGCUGCUUAAAUUCCUAUUGUUUUGAAUUGCUGAUAGGUGUAUUUGUAAUUCAUGAAUUAAGUCAUUAGCUUUUUUCAAAGAGAAUUUUGCAAUGUAACUGUAUCUGUAAUCUAUCUCUUGAAACUGGUGUCUUGUUAAUGAGUUUUUUAAAAUGUAAAAGCUUUUUACAGUCUUUCCUUUGUUUUUAGAGGCUUUUUCUCAUAAACAUAUAUUUACAUAUAAUAAACGUUACAUAUCUUGCAA
Messenger RNA from Cavia porcellus (domestic guinea pig), 3174 nucleotides. It is a transcript of the gene Plagl1, whose product is annotated as PLAG1 like zinc finger 1. NCBI's taxonomy places the organism in Eukaryota, Metazoa, Chordata, Mammalia, Rodentia, Caviidae. Gene Ontology annotation, cellular component: nucleus. The coding region runs from base 620 to 2050 and encodes 476 amino acids. The record is from RefSeq and is a predicted model, not a curated record. The transcript is spliced from 7 exons. Gene Ontology annotation, biological process: regulation of transcription by RNA polymerase II. Gene Ontology annotation, molecular function: sequence-specific DNA binding; DNA-binding transcription factor activity, RNA polymerase II-specific.